Corticium candelabrum is the source of this 9911-nucleotide messenger RNA. RefSeq names its product intermembrane lipid transfer protein VPS13C-like. Gene Ontology annotation, biological process: protein targeting to vacuole; protein retention in Golgi apparatus. Gene Ontology annotation, cellular component: extrinsic component of membrane. The coding region runs from base 1 to 9786 and encodes 3261 amino acids. The record is from RefSeq and is a predicted model, not a curated record. NCBI's taxonomy places the organism in Eukaryota, Metazoa, Porifera, Homoscleromorpha, Homosclerophorida, Plakinidae. The transcript is spliced from 40 exons.
AUGCUGAUCUUAAAGUUUCUGGAAACAAACCUUAGUGCUGUUGCCAUCUGUGUAGCAAGAGCUGAAGCAGAUCAAAGGAUUCCACCACCUAAUGAUGCUCACUCAGAGCAAGGUGGCAGUGGCUAUUUCGGCUGGGCUAUCAACAAAGUGUCGGCUUGGCUUGGUUAUGAUGAUGACUCUACUGUUGUUAUGCCAUCAACUUCAGAUCAUCGAGGCAGUGGUAUUGCUGAUUUCUUGGACAAAAUGCCUCCUGAUGAGAAGGAAAGAUUUUACAGCAGCAUUGGAUAUAGCAGCUAUAGAGUCUCAAGUCUUAAACCCAAAGAAUAUGUAAAGACUGUGGUUAGGCUUGUGGUGUGCAAGUUAAGGCUCUUGUUGUCAGGCCAACAAGGAAACAUUGGAGCAGUAGUUCUGCAUGAUUUUGAGAUGCUGUUUGAACAAAGGCCAUCAGCAGAAGCUAUUAAAGUAUUAGCUGAAGUAACCAGAAUUUCGCUCUGGGGUAAACCUACUGACAUUCUCCAGCCUCGACUUAUUCAUGUACUUAAAGACCAGUACUCGGUGCAUAAUCUUGUCGGACAAACAAACAAGUUAUUUCAGUUGGAGUUUGAAACCAACCCACUUGAACGUGCUGCUGAUUUUUCAGUCAAAGCAUAUCUUUGUCCAGUUGAAGUGAAACUGGAUCCACCAACUUUUAUUGAAGUUGGCAACUUUCUAACUGUAGAAGAUCCCAACUAUGUCGACGUGUUGUUGAAGUUUGCUGAGCAGAAACUGGAAGAGUUUCGUCGUCAGGCAACUGAAAACCUUAUGUACUCUCUUGAAAAUCGAAAAGUAGUUCUUCUUGAUUUGAAUCUGAGCUCACCUUGUUUUAUUAUUCCUGAAUUCAACGAAGCAGCAAGUAUGAGAUCGUCUAUUGUCAUAGAUUUUGGUCAUCUCUCGGUGAGGCAGAGGUUUGAUCGUAGGGAAAGUGUUCAAGCCCAUUUAUAUGAUUCAUUGUUGAUGGACAGUGCAUUUGUUCAAUAUGACAUCCGGGUUGCAAAUAUUCGAGUUUUAGUUGUUGACCAUGACGACGAUUGGAAAAAGGCUCUGUCCCUCAAGUGCUCUCCGAUAGAUGUCCUUGUUCCCACAGAAUUGAAUAUCACUGUUUUGCAAUCAAUACAGAGUCACAAUCCCCUUCUUCCCAAACUGCAAAUAAAGUCAGUAAUGCCAUCUUUGAAGAUUCUUGUGUCAGACAAGCAGCUAGGAACAUUACUCAAAGUGUUUAAUUCUUUACGUUUUGGUCAAACUGAGCGACUAAGUCAAAGAAGACUACCAGAGCUGAGUCCUCAAGCCAGUUAUAAACAAUCUUGUACAUAUACUCAAGAUGAUGUUCUGGCCAUUGUGGAAGUCACUGCAAACUCUUCUUCAGAAGUCUUUUCUGCUGAUGACGCGCUCUCAUUUUACUCUGCUGAAGACGACUUUCCAGAUGGAUUCGAUUUUCCCGAUAGAUUUGAUUCACCAGAUAAACAACCAGUCAACCCAUCCACCUUUGUAGGACAGUCUUUCAUUCACUUUGACUUAAGACUGGAUCAGCUACAAAUUGAUUUACGUCAAGUAGAAAGAAACGGUUCAUUGCAAGAUCAUCUCUCCAUUGAUUGCCGUCAUCUGUGUUUUAAAGCUGAUUUUCGUAAGGACAGCUGGCAAGCUCAGUUGAAAUUAAGCGAGGCUACUAUCAGUGACAAAAAGCGGCCAGAUGGACAAGGCCAUCUUAAGUUACUUCUAAGCAGCAGUUGUGAAGAGCUGAUUAUUAUUGAUGUAGCCUGGAUGGACAAGAAAUCAUUUUACUUCACUAAGGCUCCUCAUUGGGGAGAAUGGGAAUGGAUUUUAUUUGUCGCACUAAAUAAUUUACAAAUUCAAGCAGAUCAAGAUGCUUUUUUUGAAAUCAGAGCUGUACUAGAGCGUAUAGGUGAUGCUUGUGAACCCCACAUUCAAGACUCACUUUCAGUCGAAAGCUCUACAGAGAGCAAUGCAGUAAUAGUUUCUGAUUCUAACCAAAGUCUUCUGGACCUAGAGGCUGAUGGAUCAGACAGUUGGCAUGUCAAAGUCCAAUUGGAGAGCUUGAAGGUGCUAGUAGUUGAGAACAAGAGGUGUUUUGCUGUUGUAAAUAUACAUGAUCUUGGUGUAAAAAUGUCUGUCAGUGAGUCAUCGACAGUCAUUGAGGCAAAACUUCAAGGCCUUGAAAUAAUAAGUAAACAUCGCAGUGUCCUCUACAAAAACAUACUGUCUUUGGAUCAGACAGAUGAUAUUGUUUUUGAUAUACAAUUGCGACUCGGGAAUGGAAAAGCAUCAUCACAGGAGAUGUUUAGCAAUGCUUUGACAGCAAACUUUGGUCGACUUAAAAUAAUCUAUCUGCAUUAUUUCUUUAAUCGAGUGAACUUGUUUGCUCGCAGUUUUACCAAUGCUUGGGCACAGCUUGCUAAGACAACAGAGACAGUGGCCAAAUCAGCGCAGAAAACAGUCACUGAACUACAGCAGUCGGGAUCAUCCAUUGAAGUCAGGAUCACUGUAAGUGCUCCAUUGCUUCAUAUUCCAGAAAGUUCUAGGUCACGUAAUGCCUUGUUGUUGAACUUGGGAACAUUCCACAUCAGAAAUUCUUUGACUGAUUAUCACUCAGCUCGUCUUACUUCUUUGUCAUCAGCCAUGUUUGCACAAGAGAAACCUGUUGGGUCGGGAGUUCAGGUUGAGCAUUAUCGACUACAGUUUGAAGAGUUUGGUUUGGUCAGGCAGAUCAAAGAUGGCCAACAUAGAGUGAACAGAGUGCUGUUGAAGCAGCUCAAGUUGGGGAUUGACAUGACUCGCAAUUUGUCAGUUGCAUAUCAAGAUGAAUCUAUACCACUUGUUCAUGUGUGGGGUGAGAUACCAAGCCUUUGUGUCUUGUUAAAUGAGCUUGACUAUCAUGCAGUCAUCACAACAUAUGAAAGGAAUUUGGGGCAAUCGUUUAGUUCUACUCAAUAUGAAGAAAGAGAUGAAGUGCACAGAGACAUGACAGAUAUGGGCAGUGUGCGUCCCACUGUCAAGCUACGAUUGUCUGUUAAAAAUAUGAAGCUAGUUCUAUACACUAACAGUGACCAGCUGCCUUUACGUUUGGCAACCAACCAGAACUAUGGCAACCCGUUUGCUUGUUUCAAGAUAUCAAGCAUCCACCUUAAUGGAGUCAUGUUAGCAGAUGGCGCUCAGAAACUGACUGCAUCCGCAUUAGACGUUUCAGUGCAUGAUACUCGGCCAAAUAGACCAGGAGCUAUAAAACAGAUUCUGAGUCAUGGCAAGGGGAUCCCAUCUGAGACAAAUCCAUUAGUUCCUUCUCUCACAAUAAAGUAUGAAGCAGAGCCAAACAGUGAUCGAAGUGUUGCUGUUGAGUUUGACAGACCACGCAUCUGUUUGUGUGUAAAAUUUCUUUUACGAUUGCAGCAGUUCUUAGAAGAUGAUAUGGAUGAAACAGAGGAGACUGUGAUUGAUGGUAUGCCAAGAAUGAGAACAUCUGAAUUGGGAGAAGCUAAGGUUAAUGCUGCAGAAACCAGUACACAACAUAGGGGUCACUUUGGAAGACGUUUUGCUCAAAGUAUUCGAAAAGUAGCAAGCCAACUGACAUCAGUAGAGGAACAAGCAACAGAUGCUGUACCAAACACAACUGAUGAAAACUGUAUUGUUCCAGAAAGAAAGAGUCGCUGGAGUAGUGUCAGAAAACAUGUUAAUCGCAGUUUUCAUGGAGUUGCUGCUCAUAUAGUCACAGCACCAGGAGGCACUGCACGUUCCCCUGACAUACAAACAAUUCCAGAAGAUGAUGUGAUAAGCAAUAAUGUUGAUGGUCCAUUGCUUUCACGAUCAGUCUCACCUGUGCCACCCAGUCAAACAUCAGCCACACCAUGGAAAUUGUCAUUGCACAUAAAUUGUAAACUGGCUCAACUGACAGUACCCGAGAGAGCAAAAGACAAAGAUUGUCCAGCUCUUGUCAUUCUAUGGGAUAAGUUGACCUUGGAAGCAUUCAAGGAAGCAGGAAAAACACACAUUGCUGCCAGUAUUCAGGACCUGGAGAUGGUUUCUUGUGUCUUGAUUAAACCAGCAGAAUCCAGAGUUCAGGUGUUACGACCAUGCAAAGCUGAAAUUGAAGGUAAUUUUACUACUGCUGAAGAGUCUAUGCUGCUUCGGCUAUUCCAAAUUGAUGUCACUCUUUAUCAUUCUGUGCUGGAAACGAUGAACAGUCUCUUGAAAUCCUACCAGAAGAACACAAACCAAGGUGAAGUUAUUGCUGACAUUUCAUCUGAAGGUGGGGAGGACCUACUGGUUCCUCAAAAGGUCAACCUUGACCGAUGGAAUUCACAAGAGUUUGAGCAAAACACUUCUAUUGCAGAGAGCAGCAAAGACCAGCAACUUGUUGUUGAUGCAGAAAAUAUUUCUGUCACAAUUCAAGUUAAACACACAGAUUUGUAUCGUCCUGUGGUUGUUUUUUCUGCUGCUGUUAAUGCUGAACUACUGAACUGGUCACACUUUCCAACGGCUGGUGCUGACAUUCAUCUUCAAGCUUCAUAUUAUAAUUUAAGUACAGAUGCUUGGGAGCCUCUUAUAGAACCAACUGAAGAUGAAAAUGGUGAAUACCGGAAGUGGAAAAUGUCUUUUCAUCUCAUUCAGUUGCUGAACCAACCAGCUGUCUUUAAGACAGAUGUCAAGGGUGAGGAUGAACUUAUCCAGGAAGCUCUCAGUCUCUCUGGGAGUGAAGUCAGUCUGGCGGGAACUUCAGCAACAAGGAGAGACUCAUUAUAUAGCAUGAGUAACCAUUCAUCGUCACACUCAAGCUUGGGCAGUAGUGUCUUGACAAGAAUCAAUCUUGCUCCCCGUCGGUCAAGCAGCCGCUCCUCAAUGAUCAUUACUGAUGAUCAGCUUAGUUCAGAUGAUACUGAUGGCCCAUUAUCUAGUGGUAGUGAACUAACAAUACCUGGAAGUGUUAUAUGCACCUGCAUUAUUCUCACGUCUACAGAACCUGUUCAUUUGGUCGCAUCUAGUGCAAGUAUUACAACUCUGACUACUGCAUUUGAUGCUUGGUACAAUGAUAAUAGCCAUCCUAAUAGACAGUCAUUGUUUCACCCUUCUGUAGAUGAAAUCCUUAUCCAAAUUGAAAAUUCAUCUGGGCUUAAAACAUCAGUGAUACCUGAAGAGGGUUUGUUAGAGAGUGGUUCAGAAAACUCAAAGUUUGCUGUGGAGUCAAACUCAUGUCUUGCACUGCUCUACAGCCAUACAAAUGGAAGAAUUACUUUAACACCAACAACAGCCAACAAUCCAGUUGGUCAGUAUGAUCACUUUCCUUUGCAACGAGUUGAACCACAAGAGGUUGUUCAUGGUUCAAGUGAUGAUGAGGACUCUGAGAUUGUUGAUGACAUUGAUGAACCACAGCUGAAAAAUGAAGUACAACCUGAUCAAAACAGUGAACUGGGUAAUUGUGUGCUUUCUGAUACUGGCAUUUCAUUAGAACCGAGUAAACAAGUGUCAGACUCUACCUGGGUCACACCUGGAGAAUCAAGUCAAACUGAGUCAAGUGAGAAAUUAUGUGACCCUGAGUUACAGAAGCACAAAUCAGGGACACCAACCAAUAUAGUUUGUCCUAGCAGUGACAUGAUAUUUACUGCAGGUGAUACCUAUCCAAGUUUGGAGAACUUAAAUGAUGUAUUGCACUCUGAAGAUGAAACAGACCAAGAUUGUGAUCCUUUUCAAGGAGUAGGUGAUGUGUUUGAAGAAGAUGUCUUAGACGAUGACUAUCUUGAAGAUUCAACAAUGCAAGAAACUAGUCCAUCCUUGUUUCAGUUCUCAGCACCUGCCUCUCCUCGAAGUCAUAAUAUACACCAGGUUCUUGACAUUAAGCAGUUGUUUUCUCUACAGUUUGAAAAUGCUGAAAGAAUGUCAAAUGUUCCUUUGAACAAGACAUGCUCUACUCUUCUGCCAGUGGGAAAUGCUGACGAAAAUGACCAGAGGUUUGCAGUCUGCGAAGUGGUGUGCAAGCCACACAAGAAAACUGUCCAAAUCAGAUCUCCUUUGCAGAUUGAAAAUCAUCUCUCAGACAAAAUUGAGAUUUUGUAUCAGAUGCCAGAUGACAGCGCAGACGGCUACACACACUCCCUGACUGCUAAUUCUGGUGAAAUCUUGUCAGUUCCUAUUCAUGUAGCUUACAAAGGAAAAAUUUUUCUCAAGCCAUCAGGAUACAAGAAAGGAGCUGAAGCUCUCAUGUGGGUUCCUGAAUCAAAGCAGGCAAGCAGAUUUCUAAAAUUUGAAUCAGAAGAAGGAGAUUUAGCUCCAAUCAUUGUCCAAGUCUCUUGGAAAACAUCUCUUUGUCAAUUCGGGUUUGGAAGAAAGACAUCUUCCACUACUAUUUUACACAUCCACCCACCUGUUGUCAUUGCAAAUCUGUUACCAAUUGACAUUUUGUUUCGUUUAGAGGAUGAAUAUGGUAAAUACCAGAACAUUGCCAAAGGCAAAGAUAAACAUUUGGUGCAAUUUCAUAGAGUCUCUGGUGUGCACACAGUACAAGUUAAGAUUCUUGGGUAUCAAAACCGCGGGGAGUGGGUUGGAGCCUUUGAGUUCAGUAGUGACACAUCCAGCAGUGAAAACAUUUCAUUUAAGGUUGCAUCUGUAUCGGAUACUGGAAAACGAAAAACACUGCAUCUUGGAGUUCAUGUUGUGAAAGAAAUGGGUGUUCGACUCACAGUUUACUGCUGCUAUUGGAUCAUCAACAAGACGACAUUACCUCUAAUCUUUAAGGGGAAAGGAGGAUUCCACCAAAGGUCGAUUGAAAGUGAUGAAGGUGUGUUAUUACUAAGCUUUAGACGCAUGGUUGAGCACAAGUUGAAGUUUAUGUUGCACAAUGCCACUUCUUGGAGUUCUUAUUUUGCCGUCAAGGCUGUUGGUAAUGUAGAUGCAGUGUCUUGUGAACACGAUGAUACCGUAUAUGAUGUCUACGUGACAAUUGAGAUGUCAUACACCUCAUUAACAAAGAUAGUCACGUUGACUCCUCGGUAUGUCGUUCACAACAAAUCGCAGUACACAUUACAAUGUUUAUCACCUCCACGAAAUACUUCAUUUGUGUUGAAGCCAACAGAGUGUCUGCCUUUCUGGCCAACUAAAACAAAACAGAUGCAGCUCCAACUUCUCGGAUCUGACAUCCUAUCAUGGCCAUUUGAUUUCAAUGAGGCCACUUCGUUUCUUCUUCUCCUUCACGAGUCUUUGACCAAACCGGUCACCACCAUUAGUGUCAAUAUACAAGAAGAAGGUGUUGGAAGAAUUAUAGUCCUUGGGCCAUACUAUGCAGGAGCAGCUCCCAUUCGUCUUGAUAAUUUCCUAAGCAGUGCUUCUAUUGAAUUCCAUCAAGCUGACUCUGGUCAGACACACAUACUUCAGCCUGAAAAGUCUAUAAUGUACACUUGGGACGAACCUCUUAAGCCCAAGUACAUUUGCUGGAGACUGGCUGGUUCAAAGGAAGAGAAGAGAAAGCUAUACUGCAUUGAUGGCAAAGGCGAAUUUGUGAUUCCAGUACGACGAAGUACAUUUGUAGCUGCUAGGCAAGUACUGGCAACUGUCACACCACUUCUUCCAACUAUCACUUCUGAGUCUGAAGAAGAUCAAGAUUCAUCAGUUUAUGAUCAAGAUAGUUCAGUUGACGAUGAAACAUCUCGUGGCCGUGAUGAGACGGAUUUGUUUCGACGACGAAAACGGUUACAAGCUGUGCAUUCUGUUGGUCAUUGGGUCAACUUCUUAGAUGGAAGUCAGCGAGCUAUAGUGUUUACUGUUGAUCCAAAGAUUGUCAAGAAAGCUACUCAAGUGGAGCAGUUAGACAAAGCAUAUACAGACCUGUUUGUGUCAUUCAGUGGAGUGUCUGUCUCAAUCAUUGACAGGCAGCCUCGGGAGAUUGCACACAUCAGCACGUUUGGCACUGCAAAUUGGGAAAUUUGCCGUCAAGGUGAAAACAAUGUUGAUACUGAGUGGCAACCACUCAAUGUCCAACUCUCAAACUCAGUUGAAGAACAAUAUGAAAAGCUGCACCAACAAGAUGACAGUUUAUCAUCACACAAGAAACAGCAGGUUGAGGUAUUGUUUGAUGGUGAAAUGCCAGAGAUGGUAAAACCAUAUGCAGGCAAGCUAAGAAGAACAUACAACCCUGGAUUCUGGUACCGCUGGGCUCUGUCUCAAACUCGAUCUGUGAACCAUUUCAAAAUCGGAAGAGUCCAGGUGGAUAAUCAAAUGGAUGACGCAGAAUACCCGGUUGCUGUAUCAGAAUUGAGAUUGCCUUCAGUGAUGACACCUGUUGAGACUAGUUUUGAGGUUGCAUGGAUGAGCCAACAAAUUAACUCUAGUUGUCCUGUGCAGUACAAAAUGAGAGCAAGUAUUGCACCACUUGAAGUAUCACUGGACUUGCGAUUUAUAUAUGCUGUCUGGAGAGCUCUCCAACCCGGCACACAAGAAAACAGAACUGAAAUGAACGAAAUUAGUUGUGAUCUGGAGUCUAUACAGCAAUUAAAGUGGCAGGAUGUUAUCUUUGAAGGAACGUCAGUGCGGAAAAGUUUAGUAGAAUAUCUUCACAUUGAUCCUGCAGAAGUAAAGUUGAACUUGUCUCUUCGGAUGGCAGACUCUCAUCAUAAAGAAGAUACAAGCAAACUGGACAAGCUGCAGCUGUUCAUUGGGUCACUAGGCUUCUCACUACCCUCAUUCGAAGGCGUUGAUCUGUUGUUGGAUUCACUGCAAAGAAUAGGAGUAACAAUGGACACAGAUGAAUGCUGGUCUCUGAUAUUAUCCCAUUACCAACAUCAGGCCUUGUCAAAAGCUUACAAAGCAAUCCUGGGCCUUGACAUUGUAGGCACUUCCUCACUGCGAGGUAUUGUCCAAGACAUGACAUCCUUUUCUGGACCACUUGCUGAUAUUUCUAUGUAUGAUGUCAGAGAAGAUGGCAGCGUCAAGGAUGAUCUAGUCUUGGGUGUGCGAUCAGUUCUAGGGCAUGUUUCAGAUAGGACUGCUUCAAUGGUGAGCAAGACAGCUACCUCAAUAGGUCACAGAAUGGCUUCUCUGACAUUUGACAAGAAGUUCCAACAAAAGCGUCAGACUCAAAUGAAAAAUCUUUCUGGAUCAGUCAAACAUGGUCUUAAAAUGGGUGGUCAAGCAUUGGCAAUGGGUGUGUUUGACGGUGUGACAGGACUAGUUCGGCAACCAGUGCAAGGGGCCAAAAGAAAAGGUGCUACUGGUCUCAUUAAGGGUCUUGGGAAAGGUCUUGUGGGGAUGGUGACAAGGCCAGUUGGAGGCUUGGUGGACAUGGCAGCUAUCAGUCUACGCACAAUUAGAGGAGCUGAAACAGUCGAACCUAAACCCAUCAGACGACCACGUUGCAUCAUCCCAGGAGAAGCAUUGCAACCAUAUUCAGUGCAUCAAGCUGAGCUUCAAUUCGUAAUCAAGUCUCUCAAAGAACCAUUUUGUCAUGGGAAUUAUGUUGUUGACUGCCAACUUGAUCCUCGAACUCUACUUGUUCUUACAACAGAAUUUCUUUUGCUACUGGGUCGUGAUAAUGCAGACCAGGAUUGGGCAAUAGACAAUAACAGUUUAAUUGGUAAAACUGUUCGCUUGUCUGAUCUGUCAAGUGAGCAAGACAAAGCUGUCAGAAUUGAUCCCACUGGCAUACGUUUCUUCCAGGAUGACUGUCUAGAAUCAGUAAUUGUGAUACCUAAUUCUACCAUUUGCAUGGAAUUUGCCAAUCAAGUAAGGCAGCAACUCUGUGGUGACUUAUAAUUGGUAUUCAAAUAGAUUAGACCCAGAAGAUGAUAGAAUCGAGACAGAAAUCACGUGUACUAGUAUUAAGUUAUUCUAGGAACACAGACAAUUUGUAACUUCUUUACCACAUUGUUGUUUUGUAU